Anopheles merus is the source of this 979-nucleotide messenger RNA. RefSeq names its product 39S ribosomal protein L47, mitochondrial (gene mRpL47). Gene Ontology annotation, molecular function: structural constituent of ribosome. Gene Ontology annotation, biological process: mitochondrial translation. Lineage: Eukaryota; Metazoa; Arthropoda; Insecta; Diptera; Culicidae. The transcript is spliced from 3 exons. The record is from RefSeq and is a predicted model, not a curated record. Gene Ontology annotation, cellular component: mitochondrial large ribosomal subunit; mitochondrial ribosome. Bases 97 to 903 code for a protein of 268 amino acids.
AUGGCUGUCAGCAGAACGUAAACAUAAAAACUACCAAGGCAAAACACAUUUCGCUUCUCCGGAAGCCUUGGCAGAAAGUUAAUUCGCAAAACUAAAAUGAAUAUUUUAAAACACAUUCUUCCGAUUUCACAGCAGCUUUCCAAAUGCCUCGCAACAGUCAACACACAGCAAGUGUUUGCCACACUGCAAAGGCACGCAGCACCAUCAUCAGUGCGGGCGAUUUCCACCACCGCACCCCGGCACGAUUUGAUGCAGUUUUUCGACGAUAAAAAGAACUGGGGCGAGCAGGAGGUAAAGCACGGGCGCGGCUGGACGAAGGACGAUCUGCGCAUCAAGUCGAACAGUGACCUGCACCAGCUGUGGUUCGUGCUGCUGAAGGAACGCAACAUGCUGCUAACGAUGGAGCACGAGUGCAAGGAGAAGAUGGAGCUGUUCCCCAGCCCGGAGCGCUUAGAUAAGGUAAAGGAAUCGAUGGAAAAUCUGGAAGAAGUGGUGCGCGAGCGAAACCGUGCCUACUACGAGCUGGAAACGGGCGAGACGGGCGAACGGCCCGGUAAGGUUGUGCCCAACGAGCUCGGCAUACGGUUCUACUACCGUGCGUUCGAGCACGUGAUACCGAAGUACGCCAACCGCAAGUGGAACGAGCGGCACAAGUUCACGUUCGGCGGCUCGGCCGUGUGGAAGUUUUUGCGCCUGUACCGCGAGCGACUGUACAACGAGAAGCGCAAGCUGCGCAACCGGGAGCGCAACGAGGUGGUCCAUCUGUUGCGCCGGUUUCCGAACAUCGAUCGGGAAACGCUGGCCCAACGCUUCCCCACCGUGGACGUGGAGAAGCUGUACAAGCUGGAUAAAAUUCGCAUGAACCAUUCGGUGAAGAGUGGCAGCAGCAGCAGCAGCACGUAAUAGAUUAAACAGCUCCCUCUGGUCAGUGGCCGCGCCAUGGGUGAAUAAAGCGAUCAUGCAGUCCCCUUCGAUCGUA